Centropristis striata (black sea bass) is the source of this 1028-nucleotide messenger RNA. Its product is annotated as trace amine-associated receptor 3-like. Bases 36 to 1028 code for a protein of 330 amino acids. Gene Ontology annotation, biological process: G protein-coupled receptor signaling pathway. Lineage: Eukaryota; Metazoa; Chordata; Actinopteri; Perciformes; Serranidae. Gene Ontology annotation, cellular component: membrane. The transcript is spliced from 2 exons. Gene Ontology annotation, molecular function: trace-amine receptor activity. The record is from RefSeq and is a predicted model, not a curated record.
CUGCCAGAGCUGCAGCUAUCUGCAGAUCUCUGAAGAUGGAGGUUGGAGACGAUUGGGUGAUCUGUUACCCAGAAUACCCCAAUAUUUCUUGCUGGAGCCCACCGUCUACUUGGGCUGAAACGUUGUUCAUUAACAUUACACUGUACUCCAUCUCUGUGCUCACUGCGGUCCUCAAUCUGCUCAUCAUCAUCUCAGUCUCCGUAUUCAGGCAGCUCCACACACCCACCAACAUCCUCCUCCUCUCUCUGGCUGUCUCAGAUUUUCUUGUGGGCCUCCUGGUGAUGCCAGUAGAUGCACUACAAAGAACACAGUGCUGGUUGUUUGGUGACCUUUUCUGUUCUCUUUUUAGGUUUGUGUCCUACAUAAUUUCCUCUGCCUCAGUCAUAAACAUGGUACUCAUAUCAGUUGAUCGCUAUGUGGCCAUUUGUGACCCUCUGCAUUACACAACCAGAAUCACUGUGAAUAGAGUUAAAGUUUGUGUUUGUCUUGUAUGGUUCUGUACAGUUGUCUUCAAUAGUGUUCACUUUAAUUUACAUCUUAGUCAACAACAAGAAAACAAUGAUCCCUGCUAUGGACUUUGUCCAGCUGUAUCAGAUAACACUGCUGCUGAUCUUCAACUUGUUUUACAUUUUAUUGUUCCUGUUUCUACCAUUGUAGUUUUAUAUACAAGAAUCUUUGUUGUGGCUGUGUCUCAAGCUCGUGCGAUGCGCUCUCACAUUACAACUGUCACAAAGCAGAUUUCGGUGACUAAAACAGCAAAGAAAUCUGAGCUAAAAGCAGCCAGGACUCUUGGUGUUUUGGUAGUUGUGUUUCUAAUGUGUUUCACGCCAACUUACUUUGUAAGUAUGGGAGGAUAUGACUCCAUGAGUUAUUCAACACUGUACUUUAUUGUUUAUCUUUACAAUUUCAACUCUUGUCUAAACCCUGUGAUUUAUGCCUUGUUUUACCCCUGGUUCAGAAAAACAGUUAAACUCAUUGUUAGUCUUCAGAUACUGCAGCCUGGCUCCUGUGAGGCCAACAUACUGUAG